CUUUUUCCAACGAACGAAGAAGAAGCAUUACACAACAAUAACACAUUUUAAAGUGAUUUUACAGUAAUUCUUUUAGUUUUUAUAGUCAAGAUGAGAAGAAAUACUCUUGGAGUAUUGAAUGGAAAUCAAUCAGCCCGUCCUAAGGACAGAAAAUCGUUAGGGCCUCGUCCUUCGACUGGACGCUUGUCGACAAGCGGCCGACCAUCGAUCAGCUCUAAAAGGCGAUCAAGUCAGUAUGGACGAGAUAACUAUGCUCAGAUUAAAGACACAAGAAAUUUAUCAGACAGAGGAGUUUAUCGUAAAAACAUUCGAAAUUUGAUGGAGUUUUUGACAGAGUUCAAUUAUCCAAAUCCAAUAUCAGAACGAAUACUAAGUGCCCCUCCAAUGAAGGAAUUUAAAAAGAUUUUUCUGUUUGUGUACAGUUUUAUUGACCCAAAUGUCAAAGAGAAAACCAUUGACAAACGACCAGAAGAAGAAAUUCCUAGGAUCUUCAAACUUCUUGGAUAUCCCUUUACAAUAUCCAAGAGUUCAAUGUUCUCCGUUGGCAGUCCACAUACAUGGCCAAAUCUUCUUGGCGCUUUGUGUUGGCUGAUAGAACUAACCAAGUUUGCUAUGAAGACUAGUGAAAACAUCAAUGAAAUCUUAUUUGAUGAAGACAAUGAUGUUGACAAGCUCUACUUUGAGUACUUGGAAGACUCAUACCUGGCCUUCAUGAAAGGAAGAGAACUAGAUGAUCUCAAGGAGUUUGAAAGUACUCUUUUUGAUAAAAUAAAAGAGAGACACUCUGUUGCAUACAAAGAGCUAGAAGAACUAGAAAAAGAAAAUGAAACCUUGGAAAAGGAAUUGGCUGAACUAGAAGGACCAUCCAGGUUGGAGGCUCUGGUUGAGAAACAAAAGAGUCUAGAAACUGACAGAGAAAAGUUCAAAAAGUACAUCCAUGAUCUGAGAAAGCAAUCUAAGAUAAUAUCAGAUAACAACUCACAACAGGAUGAAGAGAUUCUGGCAUUGAAAAUGGAGCUUGAUGCCUUGACAAUAGAGAACAUUCAAAGACAGGAAAUUUUGGACAAGCAAGAGCUGAGCCCAGCUGAUGUACAGCGCAUGAAAACAGAGAAGAAAGAAUUGAUGAAACAUUUGAAAGACCUUGAAGGCAAUUGUGAUUAUCUUGACAAGAAAAUCUGGGAUCUAGAGAUGGACUACGCUAAGCUACAUGAAGAGGCUGAGCAAAACAUCAGAGAAUACAACGAGACUGCAAGAAAACUAAAGCUAGUUCCAACAACAGCAGAGAAUGCCAAUGGCUUUGACUUUGAGAUGCAUUUUAACCCACAGCAACUUGGAGUCGUAUCACACUACAGAGAUACUUUGAAGCCUGCAUUGAUUGAUAUCAAAGAAAAAAUCACAGAAAGAACAAGAAACAUUCAAACACAGAUAAUGACAGAUGAAGAAGCAUUAGACCAGUUAGGAGAUCUGAUCACAGAGAGACGUGAAGAAUUAGAAAAUUUAGAGUCCAAACAGGCUUUGAUGGACAAAGACUUUGAGACCAAAAAAGAGGAAAUGGCAAAACAACAUCAAACAUUAACAACAGAGUUACAAGAAAGACAGCAGGAACUAAUAAACGUGAAGAAACAAGACAAAGAAAGCACUGAAGUCAAACAACAACAAUUACUUCAACUACAGGAAAGAGCUGAUAAAAGAACAGUGGAGCUACAAGAAGAGGUCUCAGAGUUUAAAGAAUUCCUGGUAAAAGCAUGUCACUUGGUGAUGGACCACAAAACCAUCAUGAAUAAAUCUAUCAAAGAAAUAGAAGAAAGAGCCAAGCAAGCCUUACAAGAAACAAAAAGUCUACAAGUUCCUGAAAUGCAAAAUGACAACUAAAUACACAGAUCUUUUAUUUUUAAGAUGUUGCUAACUAAGAACUGUGUUGGUGUUGUUAAUCCUGUCAUUACAUGAAAACAUGUCCAUUCGUGAUUCUGUACAGUCAUGUUUAACGAUAAUACCAAUAGUACAGUAGUUGACAAUGAAUCCUAAUGGAGCAUUAAGAAAAUAGCCUGUACUGCUGUACUAAUGGAACAUAUUCUAGCAACCUUAGUGAGAUGUCCCUAGCCAGUCUAAAGUCAUUCAAUUAUUGGCUAGGAACACUGGCAAUGCAGGCUACAGGCUAGGGAUAAAGGAAGUAAUCAUAACGUAUAUGAUAUUAAAACCAAAGCUUGUUAUUUAAUAUGUUAAGUUCACCAUUAUUACAAAAGAUAUCCUGUGAGAUUUUUACACUUGUGGUGUUAUGAAACAAUAAAAGACUAUCACAAAAGGAGAUACAUAUUGUACAAGAGCUAUAAUUCGCAUUAUCAUUGGUACAUACUAAUAAAAGUGCAUCUUUGUUA
Messenger RNA from Exaiptasia diaphana, 2375 nucleotides. Its product is annotated as kinetochore protein NDC80 homolog. The transcript is spliced from 20 exons. The record is from RefSeq and is a predicted model, not a curated record. Lineage: Eukaryota; Metazoa; Cnidaria; Anthozoa; Actiniaria; Aiptasiidae. Gene Ontology annotation, cellular component: Ndc80 complex. Bases 91 to 1872 code for a protein of 593 amino acids. Gene Ontology annotation, biological process: attachment of mitotic spindle microtubules to kinetochore.